GAGGUAGAGCCACGCUCGACUCGUUUCGGACUGUUCAGUUUAGCGAGCGAGACGUGCAGAGCCGAACAUCAUCGGCCGCCGGCGUGUAGCUUCUAUAUUAUAUAUAGUGUGCUGUGGUGCAGUGCAGUGCUGCGAGAUAGCGAGAGCGAGAGAGAGAGAGAGAGAGAGAGAGAAAGAGUCGCUCGAGUGCAGUGCAGUGCGCGGUGCGAGAAAGGUUGCGUCGGUCUUCCUUGACGCCCCUCUCGAUCCUUUUUUUUUCUCACUCGUAAAUCGUAACAAACCUCGUUCGUUUCUUCGUCCUUUUCGUACAAAACGUGGAUAAGCAGCCUAUAACCAGCGACGAGUCAACGCACCGAUCAGUAAAAGGGAGAAAUCCUGCGUGUCGUGGAUCGGCUGCCGCCGAUUCGAACGUUUCGAACGCGUAGGCCCAGCGACUCACCUGGUACCGGCUUAUGCUAUCGUCCACGCACCUGUGUGAGUGUGUGCGAGUCCGUGCAAGACUCGGAAAUGUUCGUUGCAGCCGAAGCAGCAGCAGCGGCGACACGUGAACACACCGAGGCUCGCGAUUAAACGAGCCAACGAAAACAAUCGAAGAAAAUAAUAAUUAGCCAGCGGCGAAAGGGGGUUGAAUCGCCAAAAAGAAAGAAGGUCGCACAUAGAUGUUGUUACCAGUGCUUGGCUCAACGGCAACAGCUAGCAGUCGCGAUCGUUGCAGUUUCGUCGGUGAUGCCCUCGAGGAGGAAGUAGGAAGAAGCAGCUCGGGCAGGAAAAAGAAAUUCAAAGGAACGAGAGCUUGAGAAUCUCUGCGCUACGACGAGUACAAAAAGAGAGGCGUAUUCUGCGCGUGCAUGUGUCGUCGUCCUGUGUGAAUCGCCAAUUCCUGUACAGUGUGUUUGUGUGCCCUUAUAAUACAGCCUCGAGAGUACAGAGCUGCUCCACGAGUAUAGCUAGGCACUCUUUCAAGCACAACGCGUUCACAUUUAUGCUGUACGAGUGCGCGUACGGCCGGUUCACCAUCUCACCAACUGAUAUACGCAUUCGGCAUCCUGAGCUGCCCAUCGUACUAUCGUCGACUCUCGCCUCAACAGGUUGCGAGCCGACAACUGCAGCUUGAGAGAUGGUCAUCGUUACUCGGGGCGAUUACAUAUGGAUUGAACCCGUUUCCGGCAGAGAGUUUGAUGUAGCUAUUGGCGCCCGAGUCGUGUCGGCGGAAGGUAGACGCAUCCAAGUUAAAGACGACGACAACAAGGAACAAUGGCUGACUCCGGAAAGACGAAUAAAGGCGAUGCACGCGACGUCGGUGCAGGGCGUCGAGGACAUGAUAAGCCUUGGCGAUCUGCACGAGGCCGGUAUACUCAGAAAUCUUCUCAUACGUUACAACGAGAAUCUCAUCUACACGUACACGGGCUCGAUCCUGGUAGCUGUGAAUCCCUAUCAGAUCUUACCGAUCUACACCGCCGAACAAAUCAAACUGUACAAAGAUCGAAAAAUCGGCGAAUUGCCACCGCACAUAUUUGCCAUCGGUGACAACGCCUACGCCCACAUGAAUCGCUAUGGUCAAGAUCAGUGCAUUGUCAUUAGUGGUGAAAGCGGAGCCGGUAAAACGGAAAGCACCAAACUCAUCCUGCAAUACUUGGCCGCCAUCAGUGGUAAACACUCGUGGAUCGAGCAACAAAUACUCGAGGCCAAUCCGAUCCUCGAGGCCUUCGGCAACGCCAAAACCGUGAGGAACGACAACUCGUCGAGAUUCGGCAAGUACAUCGACAUACACUUCAACAAAGCCGGAGUCAUCGAGGGCGCCAAGAUCGAGCAAUACCUGCUGGAAAAGUCGAGAAUCGUCUCGCAAAGUUUGGAUGAGCGAAAUUAUCAUAUAUUUUAUUGUAUGCUGGCUGGAUUAUCGAAGGAGGAAAAACAAAAAUUAGAACUGGAAGAAGCUUCGACUUAUAAAUAUUUGACGGGCGGUAAUAGCAUUACUUGCGAAGGCCGCGACGACGCAGCUGAAUUUUCCGACAUUCGAUCGGCGAUGAAAGUUUUGCUGUUCACCGACAGCGAAAUUUGGGAAAUUUUGAAACUACUUGCGGCGGUACUGCACAUGGGCAACGUCAAAUACAAAGCCACUGUCAUAGAUAAUCUCGACGCGACGGAGAUCCCGGAACAGACGAACGUGAAGCGAGUGGCACAGUUGCUCGGCGUGCCGGUGCAAUCGCUCAUCGACGCGCUGACCCGUCGCACGAUAUUCGCCAGCGGUGAGACGGUCGUGUCGACCCUGUCGCGCGAUCAGUCGGUAGAUAUAAGGGAUGCCUUCGUCAAAGGCAUCUACGGCCGAUUAUUCGUGCACAUAGUCAAAAAAAUCAACGAAGCCAUAUACAAGCCCAAGUACAAGUCGCGCAGCACCAUCGGCGUCCUCGACAUUUUCGGCUUCGAGAACUUCAAUCACAACAGCUUCGAGCAGUUCUGCAUCAAUUACGCCAACGAGAACCUCCAGCAGUUCUUCGUGCAGCACAUCUUCAAGCUCGAGCAGGAGGAGUACAAUCACGAGGGCAUCAAUUGGCAGCACAUCGAAUUCGUGGACAAUCAGGACGCCCUCGAUCUCAUAGCCAUCAAGCAGCUCAACAUCAUGGCGCUCAUCGACGAGGAGUCCAAGUUCCCCAAGGGCACGGACCAGACGAUGCUGGCCAAAAUACACAAAACCCACGGUGGCCAUCGCAAUUAUCUCAAGCCCAAAUCCGACAUCAAUACGUCCUUCGGCCUGAAUCACUUUGCCGGCGUCGUGUUCUACGACACGCGCAGUUUCUUGGAGAAGAAUCGCGACACCUUCAGUGCCGAUCUGCUACAGCUCAUACACAUAUCGGCCAACAAGUUUUUGCAGACUUGCUUCGUCGAGGACAUUGGCAUGGGCUCGGAGACGCGCAAGAGGACGCCUACUCUGUCGACGCAAUUCAAAAAGUCAUUGGACAGUCUGAUGAAAACGUUGGCCAACUGUCAGCCGUUUUUCAUCAGGUGUAUCAAGCCAAACGAGUAUAAAAAACCGAUGAUGUUCGAUAGAGGUUUGUGCUGUCGCCAACUGAGGUACUCGGGAAUGAUGGAAACCAUUAGAAUAAGAAGGGCCGGAUAUCCCAUUCGACACUCGUUCCCGGAAUUCGUCGAGAGAUAUCGCUUCCUCAUACCCGGUAUACCUCCCGCGCACAAGAUCGACUGCCUGUACGCAACGACGAAGAUCUGCCACGCAGUUCUCGGCAGAUCGGACUACCAGCUCGGCCACACCAAAGUCUUCCUGAAGGACGCGCACGACCUGUUCCUCGAGCAGGAGCGAGAUCGCGUGCUCACCCGCAAGAUCCUCAUACUGCAGAAGAACAUACGCGGCUGGGUGUAUCGACGGAGAUUCCUGCGAAUGCGCGAGGCAGCCGUCAAGAUCCAGAAGUACUGGCGCGGCUACGCCCAGCGCCAGCGCUACAAGAGGAUGCGAAGCGGCUACAUGCGAUUGCAGGCGCUCAUCAGGUCGAGGGUCCUGUCGCAUAGGUUCCGCCACUUGAGGGGUCACAUUGUGGCGCUUCAAGCUCGGGCUCGAGGACAUCUCGUGCGGCGAGCUUUCCGCAAGAAGAUGUGGGCCAUCGUCAAGAUUCAGGCUCACGUCAGGCGCCUCAUAGCCCAGCGAAGGUUCAAGAAGCUCAAGUACGAGUAUCGCUUGCAUUUGGAAGCGUUGAAGCUCAGAAAGAAGGAGGAACACGACCUCAAAAAUCAAGGCAAUAAGAGAGCUAAAGAAAUAGCCGAUCAGCACUUCAGAGAACGUAUGCAAGAGCUAGAGAGAAAAGAAAUUGAGAUGGAGAUCGAAGAUCGUAGAAGAAUGGAAAUAAAGAAGAAUCUUAUAAAUGACGCAGCCAAAAAGCAAGAUGAACCUGUAGACGAUAGCAAACUCGUAGAAGCGAUGUUUGAUUUCCUACCAGAUUCCAGUAGUGAAGCUCCUACGCCCGCUAGAGAAACGUCGAUAUUCAAUGAUCUACCAGCACCCAAAGCCGAUCAGCAAGAGAUCAUAAGUCCGAUUCAAACAGCUUCGGAGGACGAAGAAGACCUAUCGGAGUUUAAAUUCCAAAAAUUCGCUGCGACGUACUUUCAAGGAAAUAUCACUCAUUCGUAUUCGCGUAAACCACUGAAGCAUCCCCUGUUACCGUUACACACGCAAGGAGACCAACUGGCUGCUCAAGCUCUGUGGAUAACAAUUCUACGCUUCACUGGUGACUUGCCGGAGCCUCGAUUCAACACAAUGGAUCGAGAUAAUACAUCGGUAAUGUCAAAAGUCACCGCGACGCUUGGCAGAAAUUUUAUUCGCAGCAAAGAGUUCCAAGAGGCCCAACUCAUGGGAAUGGAUCCAGUAGCUUAUUCCGAAUCGUACCUUAAACAACCGAAGCCCCGCUCCAUCCGUCACAAAUUGGUGUCGCUGACUUUGAAGCGCAAGAACAAGCUCGGCGAGGACGUGAGACGUCGCCUCCAAGAGGACGAAUACACCGCCGACAGUUAUCAAUCUUGGCUGGAAGCCCGACCGACGUCGAAUCUCGAAAAACUCCACUUUAUCAUCGGUCAUGGUAUCCUGCGCGCCGAGUUGCGCGACGAAAUCUACUGUCAAAUCUGCAAGCAACUGUCGAACAAUCCGUCGAAAUCUUCGCACGCCCGGGGUUGGAUUCUCCUGUCGCUGUGCGUGGGCUGCUUCGCGCCGUCGGAAAAGUUCGUCAACUACCUGCGGGCCUUCAUUCGAGAAGGGCCGCCCGGAUACGCGCCUUACUGCGAAGACAGGCUGAAGAGGACUUUCAAGAACGGAACGCGUAAUCAGCCGCCCAGCUGGUUGGAGCUGCAAGCGACCAAGUCGAAAAAACCGAUCAUGCUGCCGAUCACCUUCAUGGACGGCAACACGAAGACGCUGCUGGCCGACUCGGCUACCACGGCCCGCGAGCUCUGCAAUCAGCUGUCGGACAAAAUUUCUCUGCGCGAUCAGUUUGGUUUCUCCUUGUACAUCGCCCUGUUCGACAAGGUAUCCUCUCUGGGCAGCGGCGGCGACCACGUGAUGGACGCCAUCUCGCAGUGCGAGCAGUACGCCAAAGAGCAGGGCGCCCAGGAGCGCAACGCACCCUGGCGUUUAUUCUUCCGCAAGGAGAUAUUCGCCCCUUGGCACGAGCCAACCGAAGAUCAGGUGGCAACCAACCUGAUCUAUCAGCAGGUCGUCCGAGGUGUCAAAUUCGGCGAGUACCGAUGCGACAAGGAGGAGGAUCUGGCCAUGAUAGCGGCUCAGCAGUACUACAUCGAUUAUCACACGGACAUGAACGUCGAUAGACUGCUGACUUUGCUGCCAAAUUACAUACCGGAUUAUUGUCUCACCGAUGUUGACAAGGCUAUAGAACGCUGGGGUCAUCUUGUUUUGCAGGCUUACAAAAAGAGCUAUUAUUUGAAAGAAAAGGUGCCUGCAUUGCGAGUUAAAGAAGACAUCGUAGGUUACGCUAAAUUCAAAUGGCCUCUGCUAUUUUCCCGAUUCUACGAAGCUUACCGAAAUUCAGGCCCGAAUCUACCGAAAAACGACGUCAUCAUUGCGGUCAAUUGGACUGGCGUCUAUGUGGUGGACGAUCAAGAACAAGUUUUGCUUGAAUUAUCUUUUCCUGAAAUUACCACCGUAUCUAGUCAAAAAUCGUUGAGAAAACAAACAAAUACAAUUUUUUGCAGAACAAACAAGAUGUUCACACAAACGUUCAGUCUCUCGACUGUACGCGGCGAGGAGUUCACCUUCCAGAGUCCGAGCGCCGAGGACAUCCGAGAUCUGGUCGUUUACUUUUUGGAAGGCCUGAAGAAACGCAGCAAAUUCGUCAUUGCGCUGCAAGAUUACAACGGCGCCGCGGAAAACUCGCAAUUUCUCAGUUUCCACAAGGGCGAUUUGAUAUCGCUCGACGACGACGCCGGCGACGAGAACACCUACCAGUCCGGCUGGUACAUCGGCGUGAACGAGCGCACCGGCGAAAAAGGAGAUUUCCCAGCUGAGACGGUCUACGUUUUACCGACAUUAAGCAAGCCUCCGAACGAUAUUUUGUCGUUAUUUAGCGUAAACGGCAGCGAAAACGGACGGAGACUGUAUCCCCAACAAGUGAACGGCGUCGAAACGCGCGACAAGCCUCAUACGUUGAUGGAGUACGCGAUAGAUCAUUUUCGGCCACCGGCCAAGAAAACGAUGUCAAAGGCUCUGACGUUGACGACGGCCCGCCGUGGUCACGCCGAUGAUCUUUGGCGGCACUCGCGUGAACCGAUCAAGCUGCCUUUGCUGCGCAAGCUCAUUUCGAAAGAUGAGCUUGCCGAUGAGGCCUGUUUCGCCUUCAAUGCCAUUCUCAAGUACAUGGGUGAUUUGCCGACCAAGAGGCCCCGGAUCGGUAACGAGUACACCGAUCUCAUAUUCGACGGACCCCUAAAGAACGAGAUUCUCCGCGAUGAGAUCUACUGUCAAAUAAUGAAACAAUUGACUGACAAUAGAAACAGACUGAGCGAGGAAAGAGGCUGGGAGUUGAUGUGGCUAGCCACUGGUCUCUUCACUUGCAGCCAGAGCUUACUGAAGGAACUGACUUUGUUUUUACGAACGCGGAGGCAUCGCAUAUCACAGGACUCACUGCAGAGGCUGCAGAAGACCCUGCGUAACGGGCAGCGAAAGUAUCCUCCUCAUCAAGUCGAAGUCGAGGCGAUCCAGCACAAGACCACUCAAAUCUUUCACAAAGUUUAUUUCCCCGACGACACCGAUGAGGCCUUCGAGGUCGACUCUUCCACGAGAGCCAAGGAUUUCUGCCAAAACAUAGCACAGAGGCUGAAUCUAAGGUCUUCCGAAGGCUUCAGCUUGUUUGUGAAGAUAGCCGAUAAGGUGAUUUCAGUGCCGGAGGGUGAUUUCUUCUUUGAUUUCGUAAGACAUUUGACUGACUGGAUGAGGAAGGCACAUCCUGCGAGAGAUGGUUUAUCGCCACAAUUUACAUACCAAGUGUUUUUUAUGAAGAAGUUGUGGACGAACACAGUACCUGGCAAAGAUAGAAAUGCCGAUUUAAUAUUCCAUUUCCAUCAAGAGCUACCAAAACUUUUGAGAGGUUAUCAUAAGUGCACCAAGGAGGAAGCUUCACGACUGGCAGCUUUGGUAUACAGAGUUAGGUUCGGAGAAAGUAAACAAGAAUUGCAAGCAAUACCGCAAAUGUUGAGAGAAUUGAUACCUGGUGACUUGGUAAAGACACAAAAUGCAAAUGAGUGGAAGCGUUCGAUAGUCGCUGCCUACAAUCAUGACGCUGGAAUGAGUCCAGAGGAAGCAAAAAUCACAUUUUUAAAGAUAGUGUAUCGUUGGCCCACAUUCGGAUCGGCAUUCUUCGAAGUUAAGCAAAGUACCGAGCCAGAUUAUCCUGAACUACUCUUAAUCGCUAUCAACAAACACGGAGUCAGUUUAAUUCACCCUCAGUCGAAGGAAAUUUUCGUAACGCAUCCCUUUACUCGAAUAUCCAACUGGUCUUCCGGCAAUACUUACUUCCAUAUGACAAUCGGUAACUUGGUUAGAGGUUCGAAGUUGCUGUGCGAGACAUCCCUUGGCUACAAAAUGGACGACUUACUGACUUCCUACAUUUCACUUAUGCUCACGAAUAUGAAUAAACAACGCACGAUAAGGAUAAAGUAAAUUGUAAUAGGAAAAAACGUACAUAAUUUUUAAUGAAUUUUUAUAAAAAGAAACAAAAUAAUAACUAAAACAUGUGCAGACAAUCAAGAAUUGCCUUAUUAUGAAAUUGUAUACUAUUUAAAAAUAUUAUUGUUUAUCGAGUUUAUGGGAAGAAAAAACUGCAUGAAUUAAACAUGAAGUUUCGCAUUUGUAAUAUUAAAAAUUUAUUAUAUAUAAAAAUGGUUGAGUUGUUGAAAACUUGUAAAAAAGUGUUAUACUUGUCAUUUAAGGUACUGUAAAAUUACCUAAAAUAGUUUUGAACUAACUCAUUAAAUUAACAAUUGUUUAUAAAUGCCACGUAUUUAUGAAUAAUGAGAAUAAAGGAAUUCAAUA
This is a messenger RNA of Trichogramma pretiosum, 8041 nucleotides long. It is a transcript of the gene ck, whose product is annotated as myosin-VIIa. Bases 1118 to 7669 code for a protein of 2183 amino acids. Gene Ontology annotation, molecular function: protein binding; ATP binding; cytoskeletal motor activity. Gene Ontology annotation, cellular component: myosin complex; cytoskeleton. Lineage: Eukaryota; Metazoa; Arthropoda; Insecta; Hymenoptera; Trichogrammatidae. The record is from RefSeq and is a predicted model, not a curated record. The transcript is spliced from 22 exons.